Linum tenue is the source of this 1137-nucleotide messenger RNA. Lineage: Eukaryota; Viridiplantae; Streptophyta; Magnoliopsida; Malpighiales; Linaceae. The record is from the annotation of a GenBank genome assembly.
UUAGGGUUUUUGGUAGAAUCCUUUUUUUUCCUUUUCUAUUCCAACGGUGGAAAAAGAGUAGGGAAGGGAUCUUUCCUCCCUCUCCUCCGAGUCCUCUCAUUCGAUUUAUUUGUCUCUCCGGGUAGCGUUCGUUUCCCUGUUUUGUUACUGGGAGGACUCUUGGCUCUGUACUAUUCGCCUCGCAGAGAAGAAAGGGGAGAGAUCAACCCUCGCUUAUCGCUUCUCGCUUCGCUCCGCCGCUGGUAGACAAACCAUGAUGAAGUCUGCCAGGGGUAAGGGGACAUCCAAAGCUACCAAGGAAGCUGUGCCUGUAGAUGACAGGAAAGCCAGCAAGAGGAAGGCUGCGCCUGUUUCUGUAGCGGACAAAGGUGACAAGCAGAGAGCUAGGAAGGAUAAGAAGGCCAAGAAAGACCCAAAUAAGCCGAAGAGGCCCCCCACUGCUUUCUUUGUCUUCCUUGAGGAGUUCAGGAAAACAUUCAAGAAGGAGAAUCCCAAUGCCAAUGCUGUAUCUGCGGUUGGGAAGGCCGGUGGACAGAAGUGGAGGGAGAUGUCUGCUGCUGAAAAGGCUCCAUAUGAAGCCAAAGCUGGGAAGAAGAAGGAUGAGUAUGGAAAACUCAUGGAUGCUUACAACAACAAGAAGCAGGAGAGUGAUGCUGUUCAUGGAGAUGACUCGGACAGGUCGAAGUCCGAGGUCAAUGAUGAUGAUGAUGAGGAGGAUGCUCCUGCUACAAAGGAAGCACCUCAUGAGGAAGAGCAAGAAGUAGAAGAGCAAGAAGAAGAAGAGGAGGAUGAGGAGGAGGAAGAUGCGGAUGAGGAUGAUGAAGACUGAAUCUAUAAUUACAGGGACUAAAACUUUAUGCUUUUUUUUUUUUUUAAUUUUUGGGAACCAUCGUACUGGCCAGCACAGUUUUUACUCUACUGCUGUAUAUUAAUUAGGGGUUUGGCCUCCAGAGCAUCCCUCUUAUUGAUCCCUUAGCAUGAUGUAUGCAUAUUAGUUUAACGCAGGCGUGAUGGUCUAUGGUCCCCUUAGAAAGAUAAUUCACCCCGCAAAGGUUUUUUCUUCUUCUUUUUCCGAUGAUGCAUGAGUUUGUAUUUAUAUCAGAACAAACCAGUUGGGGUAACAAAGCCUUUGCCACC